Orcinus orca (killer whale) is the source of this 11685-nucleotide messenger RNA. RefSeq names its product basic proline-rich protein-like. NCBI's taxonomy places the organism in Eukaryota, Metazoa, Chordata, Mammalia, Artiodactyla, Delphinidae. The transcript has 3 exons. The record is from RefSeq and is a predicted model, not a curated record. The coding region runs from base 1 to 1191 and encodes 396 amino acids.
AUGCAAACCGCCCCCACCCGUCUCCGCGCGCCCCCGGGCAGCCCGCCGCGCGGGGAGCCGUUCUGCGGCCGGUGCACCCGCAAGCCGAGGGCGCCUCCGCCUGAACCUUCCAUCGAGUCAGUCCCCUCCUUCCUCGCUUCCUUCCUUCUCCCGUUCCUUCCUUCCUUCCUCGCUCGCGAGGAGAAAGGAGUCGCCGAAAUGCCAACAGCCGGCUCCUGCGCUGCGCACGCUGGGCCGCAGGCCGGCGGCGCGGCCCUCGCGCCGCCCGGCCGCCCGCCCCCGGCCAGCGCCGCGCGGCCCCCUCCCCCGCUACCUGAAGACUGGCGGCCGGCGGCCGCGGCAGCCGCAGCGGUGGCCCGGCGGUGCACGCCGCUCCUCGGCCAGGGUAUUCCCCGCAUUUCCCAACGCGCCGGACCCCCCUCCCGAGGUCUCCCCCAUCCCCGCCCCCUCCGACCCUCACCCUCUGGACGCCCGCCCGAAGCCGGGGGCGCGCGGCGGGAGGGGCCGUGGGGUCCGGCGGAGGCGAUUUCGUGUAAAGUGAAACGAGUUCCUAAUGCUAAAGGAGACAGGAAAAACACCGCGCCGAGGCCACUUACCGAGCCGAGGAACCUAGAUUCCCGCCGCUCUGCUCGCCCGAAUGGUCUGUCCACGCACCCCAAGGCUGCACCCAGUACCCCAAAGUCGAGACGUGCAGGAAUAUGGUUAACUGGCCGGGAGACCCUCCAAGUUGCUCCGGGCUCCCGGGAGCUUCAACGUCCAGGACACAACUUGGCCAAGACUUGUGCCACAGUCACCGAAGAUGUUCCUGUGGAGACCCUCCUCCGGCGGGGAGAGACAGCGCUCGGCGGCGCCCCGCUCGCCUCCUCUCCACCCCCUCACCUCCAGCCCACCUCCCGCCGGCCGCCAGCCUCCGGGCCGCGAGCCCCUCGGGCGGCUGUCAGCUCCCGGCCGCCGCCGGGUGACAGGGGCGGGAGGAGGGCGCGACGCGGCGGCCCGAGCCCAAGCGGGCGAGGGGGAUCCUCGCAGCAGCAGCGGCGGCCGCUCACCUGGAAAGUCACCGCUGAGAAGAAGGAGGAGGAGGACGCACCCAGAUUUUCUGUGGAGAAUGCUACUCUUCACCUACUCUCAAGUUCCUACUGUUUGAGUGGAGCUGACUAUACCUCUAAUUUAUGGGGUGGACAUAUAGCCUAGACUGGGCCAAUAAAACUUCACAUCUGCUUUAUUGCAAGGAGUAAUUCAGAGAUAAACACAACAUCCAAGUCAUGCUAAUCAGAGUCAUUGCCAAUCAGUGAUUUAACUACUGUUGUAACAGCUGAGAAACAGACCUUCUCUUUCUGAAGCUCGCUGGAUAUAAGCUGGAGUUCUUGGUGGCCAUCUCACCCCAUGAGCAGAGCCUGCCUGAGAGUUGGAUCUAGCAGAAGAAGGCAGAGCCACGGCAUUGAGAGUGACGGUCUUAGUCUGUUCGGACUGCUGUAGCAAAAUACCAUAAACUGGGUGGUGAAAUUUAUUUCUCUCAGUUCUGGAGGAUGGGAAGUCCAAGGUCAAGUUGCUUGGCAGACUGAUAUCUGGUGAGAACCUGCUUCCUAGUUCAUAGAUGUCAUUUUCUUGCUGUGUCCUCACAUGCAAGAAGGGGAGGGGUGCUCUCUGUGGUCUCUCUUAUUUAUUUAUUUAUAUUUUGGUCACGCCACACGGCCUGCAGGAUCUUAGUUCCCUGACCAGGGAUUGAACCCCAGGCCCACGCCAGUGAGAGUGCCAAGUUUUAACCACUGGGGUCUCUUUUAAAACGCACUACCUUUUAUCAGCUCACCUCAAGACCUUCAUGCCCUAAUCACCUGCCGAAAACCCCACCUCCAAAUACCAUCACACUGAGGAUUAGGUUUCAAGAUAUGAGUUCUGCGGGGGACACAAGCUUUCAGUCUAUGGCAGUGACUGAGUCCUCACUGAUAUUGUUUGAACUGGAAUCCAGCCACACCAAUGCAAGGCUACUCCUGGAGGGUCAAUGCAUUAUUUUUGUUUCCUUUUGCCAUUUUGAGCUGAGUAUCUCUCAUUUGCAACUGAAAGAAUCCUAUGCUUUUUGUUGAGCUGUUACUACUUUCCCUAUUUUAUAGGAAAAUAAACUGAGGUUUAGAGAAUUUAAGCAACUUAAUUGGUAGGGCAAAAGGAAAAUUGACUGAAAGGUCAAUGCUCUAAUUUUUUAUUUAAUUAAGAUUCUUUUAAAGUUUUAAAGCACUUUUCUCUUUGCCAUCAAGACUUAAGAGUUUCGUCAGGAUAUAAUAAUUACUGCGCUGUAUCUAGAUAGGUCAGCCUUUCCAAUAUUUAUUGGCAGUUGUUGUGUAGUAUUUUGUUAUUAUAAAUAUGAAUGCUGAGUCAUUCCCAAGAAGUAAAUAGUAAAUUUAAGCACUUUAUGAGCCGUAUGAUGGAUGUCUCUGCUUCUGUUCUGUACUGUACUUGAAAUGAAAUUUUAUCUACAGUUGAGCCCCAUGUCUGAUCUAAAAUCAACAGAGAAGGUUUGAAAUACUCAAAUGUGUGCCUCUUAUGAAAUCUAGUGGUUUAAGAAAAAAGCAUGUAUGUACUGUAUACUUCAAAAUAACUAAAUAACAGUAUUCUUAAUGGGAAAAAAAUCCCAUUUUUUCCUGGAACUGUGAAUGGAAAACUCAACUGCAUACCAUUCCAAUUCAAGGAUCUGUAAUCUUAGACCAUUGAAGAGUUCCUCUUUCCAAGGAAUGUUUCUCUGUGUGGUUUCUAAACCUCCUGACUUUUUGCAAAAAUUUAGCGUACCCUGGGAAGCUUAAGAGAAACAGCAAUAUAAGAAUAUCACGGGUCUUCUUGAGUUUUCAUGUCUGACGCAUAGUUCUUCCAUUUUUAUCUGUCAUAUUUAGUCACACUCUUUACUUCAUUUGCUUUUACUGAAUCUUCAGAACAAAACAGCAAGCUCUCAGGUAGUCAUAAGGAUUUCUUUUUCACAACAAAUGUGAAGACAAAAUUUGCUAGGCCUCCGCCACAUGUACUACAGAAACGUGUGGACAGCCAAGUUGUUAGGAAUCUGGUGUUCUGCUUUACUCUUUUAAAAGUCAAUAGUUAUAAUUUCAGAGCACUAGAGUUAAGAUUUUUCUUUUUAUAAUAAUAAUAAUAGCAAUAAUUAACAUUAUAGAGUGUUACUUUGUAAUAAUUAAUAUGCAAACAACAUUAUGCAGAUUUUCUCCAUCCUGACAAUAGCCAUUAAUUUUAUUUGAAUUUCAAAGAAAUUAAACAACUUCCUCAAUUCAAUCAACUAAAAAAAAUAAAAUAUAAGUCAAGAGUUAUCAUUUUAAUCAAACUCUGUAGCAUUCUAUAUGGCAUUUGUUUACCUUACUCAGAUUGUUUCCUAAUUGCCUGCUUCCUCCUGAUGCCCUCUGAACAACAUAUGUGAAUAAAUAGCUCACACAGAGUCACAAAGAGGGUAGAGAGGGAAGUUAAGUUUCUUUAGCUGUUAAGUAGAAAUACUAAUGCCUUCCUCAGGGAAUUUGUGCAGAUUGAAAGGUUAAAUGUUCUUUUCACCUUUACUGUUCAGUCCAAAAAUAAGCACUGUAAAUCUGUAUGUGAAUAUAAGAUAUUAAAGAUAAUUUAGUACCAGUUUUUUAACUCCUCCCCUAACAUAAAAAUUAUGGAAAUACAUUUAAAAUCCGAGAACUAACACAACUACAGUCACCUAUAAAAAAUAACCUGUGACAAAUUAAAGUCAAGUUAGAACAAGAGUAAUUGUACAGUUAAACUGUAUUAGCUACUAUAUCUAUAUAUAUAUAUAUAUAUAUAUAUAUAUACACACACACACACACACAUACACAUAAUUUCAAUUUAAGUUUAGCCAAAUGGAGAAAUCAGAUUUGAGAAAAGCCCCUCUCCAAUAGAUGAAGAUGUUAGAAAGUGAUUUCUGUGGCAGUGCUCUGAUGACUCAUCCCUCAAAUACCAUGGUUUCUUAAUUAAUUUGAGAUCUUUUAAUUAGAUUCUUCCUCAUCUUCACUUUAGCCCAGCAUCUCUGGGUGGGAUCAAUCCCUCCUCUCCCCCACCCUCAUCAUCCCCAACCCCAGCCCAGGCAGCUGCCAGUUAAAUUUUUUUUAAUAUAAAUUUAUUUAUUUAUUCAUUCAUUCAUUCAAUUAAUCAUUCAUUCAUUUAUUCCUGGCUGCGCUGGGUCUUCGCCGCUACACAUGGGCUCCCUCCAGCCACGGCGAGCGGGGGUCACUCCCCACCUAGGUGCGCAGGCCUCUCACCGUGGUGGCCUCUCCUGUUGCGGAGCGCGGGCUCCAGGCGCACGGGCUUCAGAAUUUGUGGCACGUGGGCUUCAGCAGUUGUGGCGCACGGGCCCAGCCGCUCCGCGGCAUGUGGGAUCCUCCCGGACCAGGGCCCGAACCCGUGUCCCCCCCAUUGGCAGGCGGACUCCCAACCACUGUGCCACCAGGGAAGUCCCUGCCAGUUUAAUUGCCACCAGGAAAAGCACUUCAUCACCUAACCGCAAGGAGAGUCAAGUGGCAAUAGGACAUAAAUAAAACUUUUCUUUGCUACUUAGCAUUUCAACUUCUUGGUUCUUAUCCUCUGCCUCCUAACCCUCUCCUUAUCCUUACCCAGAUUCGUGCUCCCCUGGUCCCUUGAGUCUCAUGUCUUCUCUGAGGUCCUCUCCCUGCCUCCUCUGAAGGCUCUCCCCCUCCAAGAUGAUCACUACUUUUUUCCAGUUUCCUUUUCCAUCAAACUCACAUUCUUUCAAACCUGCUGAUCUCAGAGAAGUGUAAACAGAAAAACCAACUAAUCAAGCCUAAAGUGUGAAAAAACUGCUUUUUCCUGCCUGGGAUUUUGCAUUUUAAGCAUGUUAACCCAUACUCAUCUACAAUUAGUGAAAUCCCAUGGAAUUUAAAGGGGAUUUUGGUGACAGGGUGGGGACAUCUAUGGUAACAGACUUCUUCAUUCCUUUAACUUCCAACUCAUUUAUGAAGCUUCCUCCCCCUUUGGUUAGGGCCAGUCUCUAAAGACUCUACAUUUAUUUCCCCAGAAAAGUCGCUUCCAGCUGCCAUCUCAAGCUUGACGGCAAGAGUGCGGCUUUGUUCAUGGAGCAUGAAAGCAGCUUGCAGAGUCCUGCUGACUGGUAUAAACCCAGGAGGAAAUAAAGUUUUUCAUUCAUGUGUGCACAUACACACACACACACACACAUACACGCAUAUGCACACAAAGCAACACUUCUUCCUCAUUCAUGGGCAAACACAAUUUCAAUUGCAUUGGACACUUUUUCACCUUUUUGGUCUUAGAACAUAAAAAAAAAAUACAGGCGUGACUGGUGGCUAAAUACUGAAUUGUCAAUUGACAAGUAGAGAAGCUACAAACUUCAACUUCCUUGGCCUUUGAUGAACUUAUUCUUUGGAGGUCUUAGAGAAUCUUGGGAAGAAUGAGGGUUUUGUGUAAAUUUUAUUAUUUUUGCUGAAUAUAUGAAGUUGCAGUGAUUCUGUCUAGGGCAGUGUUCAUAAAUUGUUGCAAUGUAUUAUCUUUAUUAAUUGCUUUGCACAAACUUACAUCGAAUUUAUUGGUAGAAAUAAAUUGCAUUUUUGGUUUAUUUGAUAUUUUUUGUUUGCGCCCCUUGAACUCCAGGAACCAGGAAGGUCAAAGUGUUCGAGGACCAUAGAACCACAUAUUCCUUCAGUCUGAGCACAGACCCAUGAAGGGAGCAAGAAACGUACAUUGUGUUCUCAAGAACUAAAAGUGAGGCAGGAGUUAUUAAACUGUUUAUGUGAAAAAAAAUUAUUUAUGAGACAGGGUUUGAAAAAAUAGUCUCAACAUUCUUCCACAUGUAUAAUCCACCUUUUGCCUCCACCAUACUACUAAGAUACUUCACAGGCUAAUUCACCACCUGACUUCCAAUGGUCAUGUUUUAUGGCCUCAUUUUAGUCCUUGUAUCCCACGCUUGACACAUUCUCAUAUUGAUCCUUAAAUGCUGGAGCUCCCAGAGUUUCAUCCACAGUCUUCUGGUCUCACUCUUCUUCAGUUCUCAAAGUAGAGGCCCACAAACUGGAUACAGUCCACAGAUACAUUCAAUUUGGGCUCAGUGGUAUUUUAGGCAAACAUAAGAAACAGGAUUUGAAACCUGAACUUUUCAUUUAUUCAUUUAGAUUUUCCAGGUUCCUUUAAAACAUGGAAAGAUUUGACAACACUAGACCAACAUUUAUGCAUAGCUACUUAGUUGGAACUAAAUAGAAGUUGCUGGCCAUUUGCUCUCUGGUUACUAUAGCCCUCACCACUCCCUGCUUACUGAAAUCUCUGGUCCACCCCCUAAACUCUCUUCCAUGAGUGAGUAUUUGCAGCUACUCCUCAUGAGUUCCUCCUCAGGAGUCUUAUCCUUACUUGUGGUUUGAACUACCUCACUCUAAAGUUCUAAUCCAGAACACAUUCUCAGACACCCUACAGUAUCUCUGUUCCCCCUAGAUGUACUGUAGGUUCCUCACUCUCAACGUGUCCAAAACCAAACAGAUUUUUUUUCUCAAUUGCCCCCAAAUUCGCUUCUCCUGUAGUCUCUAUACAGUUAAUAGUGUCACAGUCUGUAAUGGUCAGUUUUAUAUGUCAACUUGUCUAGGCCAUAGUAGCCAGUUAUCAGAUAAACACUAAUCUAGGUCUUGCUUAGAAGGUACUUUGUAGAUGUGGCUAACAUCUAUAAUUAGUUGACUUUAAGUAAAGGAGAAUAUCUUUAUAAUCUGAGUGAACCUCAUCCAAUCAGUUGCAAAGCAACACUGAGUCUUUCCUGAAGAAGAAGAAAUUUGGCCUCAAGACAGCAGCAUCAGCUUAGCUCCUGCCUGAGAGUUUUCAGCCUGCCAACCUCCCCUACGUACUUCAGACUUGCCAUCGCCCAUCAUGGCUCUGUUUCUCUGAAGAACCGUGGAAUUGAUGCCCCAGCCAUUUAGACAUCCAUACUAAGAAUCUAAAAGCCUUCCUCAACUUUUUCUCCUCCAUAGAGCUUUCAUCCAGUCAUACCCCUUUCCAAUUAUUUUUCAAAAUAAUUAUCAGAUCUGAUUUCAUAUUUCUGUAACUUGGAUCUUUUCCCUAUUACUUGGACAUCCAAGUCCAAAUGCCUAAGUAGGGUACACACGGCUACUCAUUUUCUGGUACCUGCCUACUUCUCCAGACUUAUUUCUUACUGUGCUACCCGCUUCCCUGAGGCUGAUGAGCUCAGCAGUGAGCCAGCUGUGUCUGGGUUUCAGAAGCUCGGGUCCAGUGUUUGCAUUUGGUCCUCCUGUUGUUUGCACAGGGUAUCUUCUGCUUUUCAACCUCUGGACUUUGACUUAGUCCCAGCUCCAGUCCCUGGGAAACCCAGUCUUUGACACAUUCUGCUCCACUUGGCCAGUAUCUGACUGACCAGGCCAACUCCAUCUCCUACACGUAGGGAUGAGUUAGCAAAUCAAACAAGGGGGAGGAAUGGCUAGGUUAGAGCCAAGAUUGAGGCAAGAUAGGAGGCUGUGAGCUGAAUGGAGAAAGUACCAGCAGCAAAGCAAAGAAUUUGAGCCCACGGUUGGUGCAAUGGGAAAACAAGACUAGGAGAGAAAUAUGCCAAACUCUUGCCAGGGUGAUCUGAUUUACUGCUUCAAAGACCAUGUUCAUUUCAUGCCCAGAUGAAAUAUCUAUAUUACACAUUAUGACCCUUUUCCGACAUAGGUGUAGGAAAUAGACACUCUUAGGUACUCGAGUGGGAGUAUAAAUUGGAAAGAUUUUUAAGAGGGCAACUUGACAAGUCCCUUAAAUACUUUAAAUGUGCAUUCACUAGCAGCAAAAUAUUUUUUAAGGGAAGAAGGGGUUCAGCUUUAUUAUUUAAUAUUGCUCAAGAUGUCCUACUUAGGCAAUAAGACAAACAGACCCACACUCACCUAUCUACUCUAUUCCCAAUAGUAAUAAAUAAAUUUAAUAAGAAAUACAUAAAACUCAUAUGAAGAAAACUAUAAUUUCAUUGACGUUUAUAUGAGGGCUAAAAACAGCUCUCUUUGAUGAUGCUAUGCUAGUACUCUUAUAUAUAGAAAACCCAAAGAAAUAACUGAUAGUUUCACAUUAGAGUUCAGUAAGGUGGUUAGAAAUAAGGUAAAUAUAUAGAACUAGUUAUAUACAUCAGCAAUACUACUUAGAAAAAAGAAUGAGGAAAAGGAAGCAGUUCAAGUAGGUAAAUAACAGGUAGAUUAAUCAAUAAAUAAUUUGGGAAAAUUUGCUAGCCAAGAAAAAUUAUAUUCUUUCUUCAUAUAACACACACACAAUCCAGAUAGUUUAAAUAUGCAAAUAAAGAAUAUAAUAAUAUAAUAAAAUAUGGGAGCACCAAAACAAAAUAUAGCACUAAAACAAAAAUCUUUCUCGGUGUAGAAAAGCCUAUUGUGACACUCAGGAAAAAAUCCAAAAAGUGAAAAGGAAAAUAUUGACAUUUGAUUACAUAAAUUUAGAAACUUAAAUACCAUAGAAAACUUGGCCAGUAUAUAACAGACUAAGAGGAAGUACUUGUGAUGCAUUUGAAAGGUUGAAUAUUUUUGUUAUAAAGCGUGUCUACACAUGGGAAAAGAAUCUAAAAAAAAAAAAAAAAGAGUGGCUAUAUGUAUAACUGAUUUACUUUGCUGUACACCUGAAACUAACACAACAUCGUAAAUCAACUAUACUCCAAUUAAAAAACAAAAAGAGUGCCUACAUAUCAGUAAGUCAAACACUCAUUAGGAAAUAAGCAAAGAAAAGGAAAAGGCAAUUCACAGAAGAGACUUAUAAAUGAAGAACAAACACAGGAGAAGCUGACCAACAUCAUUAAAUAAAAUACAUACAAAUUCAAAGAAAGCAAAAUAUAAUCUAAUACCUAUUAGGGUGACAAAGAUUAAAAAGAUUUCUAAUCAAUGUGGAAGACAAGAAACACCUCAAGAGAAGAAUGAGCAAAGAAAAGAAAAACAAUUUUUGUACAUCAGAUUAACAGAGAUGAAAAAGACAGACAUAAUGAAGCAGAUAGAGGGAUUAAUCUGUGUUUGUUCUUCCUGUAAGCAUGUUCUACCCCCAUUCCAGCCUUUCUGUUUUCUUAUCUCAUGGAUUUUUCCAGAUUUGCCAGACAAAAUCUCCCUGGCUCUGCCUGUCAUUUGUACACAACUGAACUUAUUGACCAAAUUGUCUGGUUUCAUAGAGAGGUUGGGAGAAAGUGGAAAGAGAGAUGGAGAGAGAGAUGGAAGAAAACAGAGGGUGAUUUACAGGGAAAGAGAAAGUUGGGGUUCAAAGGGUCAUGAGGGCAGCAGGACUUGAGCCCCUGUCCCCGCCAGGGGCAGGGGAAGCACACUUCAGAGUCUGGAAACCAGCUCUAGGUGUACAGCUUUUUAAAGUUCCCCAAGUAUGGCGUGGAAACGGCAGAGUCAUCGGAUGCCUAGGGACAGUGAGGCCCUGGAGAAUAAGCAUGGCUGUUGCAGCCCUGUGGACAGAAGGCUCUGGGGAUCUCUCUGCUGCACUGGAAUAGUUUUAAGAAUCCCCAGAUUUUGCAAGACCUUGUGGCUUGGCGUGGGGGACAGGUUUGGAGGAGAUCCCCAAUUACGUCUGUAAUUUAAUCCCUUUUCCCACGUCAACAGGAUAGAUCACAGAGUCUAAUUUAAGUUUUGUUUUGUUUUGUUUUUUUUAAGUAAAUAAGGGAAUAUGACAUUUCUUGUGCACCAAGGCUCAGUGGCUUAGUUGCAACAUCGUUAACCAGCAUGUGGAAGAACAGGCACCGCCAGAAAAUAAGUGGAACUAUUCAGGAGGACUGUUUGUUAAUACGUGUUAAAAUGUAAAAUGAGGGCUUCCCUGGUGGCGCAGUGGUUGAGAGUCCGCCUGCCGAUGCAGGGGACACGGGUUCGUGCCCCGGUCCAGAAGGAUCCCACAUGCUGUGGAGUGGCUGGGCCCAUGAGCCAUGGCCGCUGAGCCUGCACGUCCGGAGCCUGUGCUCUGCAACGAAAGAGGCCACAACAGUGAGAGGCCCGCGUACCGCAAAAAAAAAAAAAAAAAAAGUAAAAUGAGCAUUAUUUUCACUAGCAAUCUUAAUCCCAGGACUUUACACUAUAAAGAACUGUAUUUAUUGAGCAAAGCGAAUAGAUAUUCUGCAAAAUUGCUUAUAAUGGCGAAAAGAUUUUGGAAAAUACUACUUGCCUAUCAGUAGGAAACAGCUUAAAUACAUUAUGAAAUAAACCAGGGUACAUACAUACAAUGGACUAUUCUGAAGCAUUAAAAGUGAUUAUGUGCUCAAAACAUUAGUCAUUAAGGAAAUACAAAUCAAAACCACAAUGAGAUGCCACUUCAUAUCCACUAGGCUAAGUAUAAUUUAAAAAAAGAAAGAAAAUGACAAGUGUUAGUGAGGGUGUGGAGAAAUUGGAAUCCUCAUACAUUGCUAGUGGGAAGGUAAAAUGGUGCAGCCACUGUGGAAAACAGUUUGGCAGUGCCUCAAAAACUUAAACAUAGAAUAAUCAUACCACCCAGCAAUUCCACUCUUGGUUAUACAUCCAAAUGAAUUGAAAACAUAUGUCUAUACAACAACUUGUACAUGUAUGUUUAUAGCAGCAUUAUUCAUAAUAACCAAAAAGUGGAAACAAUUGGAAUAUAGAUGAAUGGGUAAACAAAAGUGGUGUAUCCAUGCAAUGAAACAUUAUGUAAUGAUAAAAGGGAAUGAAGUACUGAUAUAACCAUAAAAAGGAACAAAGUACUGUGAUGGUUAAUAGUUUGUGUCAGCUUGACUGGGCUAAGGGAUGCCCAGACAGUUGGUAAAACAUUAUUUCUAGAUAUGUCUGUGGGAGUGUUUCUGGAAGAGAAUCAAUAGACUGAGAAAGAAGAUCUGCCCUCCCCAGUGUGGAUGGGCGUCAUCCAAUCCAAUAGAGUCCAAUCCACUGAGGGCUCAAAUAGAACAAAAAGGCAGAGGAAGGGUAAGAGUUACAUUGUGUUGUUCUUGUAAAGACUGAGAAAAUGUGCAUUAAAAGAUCCACACUGAAAAAAAGAGGGAGAGAGAGGGAGAGAGAGAUGAGACAUUCACCUCUCCUGCCCUACGACUUUGGAGCUCUUGGUUCUCCAGCCUUCAGACUCUGGGACUUACAUCAACAGACCCAAGUUCUCAGGCUUUUGGCCUCAGACUGGGAGUUACAUCACUGACUCCCCUAGUUCUCAGGCCUAUGGACUCUGACUGAAUUAUACCACCAGCUUUCCUGGUUCUGGGUUUCCAAACUGUGGGACUUCUUGGCCUCCAUAAUUGCAUGAGCCAAUUCCUAUAAUGUCUCCUUCUAUCUGUAUCCCCAUAUAUCCUACUAGUUCUGUUUCUCUGAGGAACCCUGACUAAUACAGGUACUGCUAUUGAUACCCUUCUCCACAUGAGUUACAUUCAGAGGUUCCUGGUGGACAUACCUCUGUGGAGGCACCAAUCAACACACUGCAGACGUGUAGCAAAAUAUCUCGAAAGAAAUCCUUGAAGGGUGUGAUUUCAAGCAUUAUUAGUUUUUCAUAUACUUAACUGUAUUUUUAAAAUAAGGAACAUGCACUAUUUUCCCAAAACCAGUAGAAAAAAAAAGAAUUGUUAACAACUAGAGUUUGCUGGGGUGUAGAGAAUUGAGAUUUUCAUGUACCAUUGGUAUAAUUGUAAAUUGGUAGAGCCUUUUAGAGGGCAAUUUGACAAUUCAAUUUCUAGGAAUUUAUCCUGUGGGAGUAGUUAUACCCUUGUGCAAA